AACAAAUAGAAAAAUCCCAACUCUUCUAAAUAAAGGAUUCCAAAAGCGUUUGCUUUACUCAAUGGUCUACUGACAACUGUGGUAGAUCUAGAGCUUUUCUGUCGGUGGCUUCUUGCUACCGCCUUACUGUGUUGGGAGUGUGACUGUGAGAGAACCAAGACUGCUGCACAAACAUGGCGGUAGACUCUCCUUCUCUAGUCCCUCUCCUCUUCUUUGCUAGAGUCUCAGGGCUUGCAGUAGCUACGCUGGUCCUCUUUUGGGCUCUUGCUUUCAACUCCAGCUUCCUGAUCCCUCGCUCAUCCUCCCAAGAAUACCUCAUCUAUACAGCUCUUCAUCCUUUAUUUAUGGUGAUUGGGUUUAUUCUAAUCAGUGGAGAAGCAAUUCUGGUGCAUAGAUGGUUGCCUGGUUCGAGGAACUUAAAGAAAUCUGUGCAUUUAUGCCUUCAAGGAGUGGCUUUGGCUUCUGGGUUAUUUGGGAUUUGGACAAGGUUUCAGGGGGAAGAUGGGAUUGUGGCUAAUUUCUACAGUCUGCAUUCCUGGAUGGGUUUGAUUUGUGUCUCCCUGUUUGGAGCUCAGUGGUUGAUUGGCUUCCUGAGCUUUUGGCACCGAGGGGAGGCGCGCACAGUAAGGCUAAAGGUCCUACCUUGGCACGUUUUUGUGGGGCUCUACACUUAUGGUUUGGCCGUGGUCACAGCAGAAACUGGGCUGCUAGAGAAGUUGACAUUCUUGCAGACCAAGAGAAACCUAUCCAGACACUGUCCAGAAUCCAUCAUUGUCAAUAGCCUAGGACUCGGAUUGGCCCUGCUUUGUGGCAUUGUAAUAUUGGCUUCCGUUUCACCAAAGCAUCAAACUCUUCAAACUAAAUUCAUGUACUCAGAUGCCAAGUGCUUGUCGUCAUAAAGAAAUGGAAAUUGUUUUUCACUCA
Juglans regia (Persian walnut) is the source of this 924-nucleotide messenger RNA. Its product is annotated as probable transmembrane ascorbate ferrireductase 4. Gene Ontology annotation, molecular function: oxidoreductase activity. The record is from RefSeq and is a predicted model, not a curated record. The transcript has 4 exons. NCBI's taxonomy places the organism in Eukaryota, Viridiplantae, Streptophyta, Magnoliopsida, Fagales, Juglandaceae. Bases 174 to 899 code for a protein of 241 amino acids.